CCAGCAUCACCGCCGCCCAAAGUGCUACCCGCCUUGGCACUUCCCAACGGGCUUACUUCUACAAUGAAUGGCGUAAUAGAAGCGUUGCACAUCUACGAUGACCACAACCAUGCCAUCUUGUCGCAUACCUACACACAGCGACCACUCUCGGCGCAGCAUCUCCUUCCCCUCUACCUAGAGCACCCAACUCCUCGGCCUAACUUGAUUUACCUCCCGAAUACGAACCCUCCAACCCUUGUGUUUGGUCUCGAUCAUGCCAACCUCCUUUUCCUCGCGACUUCGUCCUCUGAAGUCGAACCCCUUCUCGUUCUCGAAUUCAUUCAUCGCAUCAUCGAUGCCUUCGAAGACUUCCUCGGCGCACCUCUCAUAGCGCAGAAAAUUGAGAGUCAGUACGAUGUCGUUGCGCAGCUUUUGACCGAGAUGUGUGACGCUGGAACUAUCAACACAACCGAACCAAACUCCUUGAGGGACCUGGUUGAGGUGGAGGGCUGGAUGGGCAAGCUCCUCGGCAGUAUCAACCUACCAAGGAAAGCUGGUAAUCUAGCCACGACGCUCUCCGGCUCUCACACACCUCCCCUCAUUCCGUCCAAUACUCCCGCGUUGCCGUGGAGGAGGGCCAAUGUACGGCAUACGUCCAAUGAGUUAUACGCCGAUAUAGUUGAGACUCUCUCGGUCACCUUGGCGCCGUCAGGACGUCCGCUGGCAGCCUUUGCGAACGGGUCUAUCGCCUUUACCUGCAAAGUGUCGGGUGUACCCGAUAUUCUCCUGACACUGACGAGCCCAUCCGGGAAGCAUAACCUCAUAGGCAUCAUGGACCUUCCUGUAUUUCACCCAUGCGUACGGUUAUCACGUUGGAAAGAGAGACCAGGAGAGCUUAGCUUCGUUCCUCCUGAUGGCCGAUUCAUUCUAGCGGGUUACGAGGUUGAUCUACUUCCUUUCACCAACGCGAAGAGUGGGAACCUCAGCUCAAAUACGCUCAAGCUACCCGUGGACAUCGAAAUGAAGAAAGGGCUCGGCACUGUCGGUGCUGAAUUUGAGGUGCGAGUCCAUGUCAACAGAACAAUGCUGAAUGCGCACCGGUCAGUAUCAUCCACGCAAUAUGGGCGAGGUGCCGGCGGCGCCGGGAGAGGUUUCGGAGCGGGCACAUACGCCGGGACGCCUGGCGCUCCUUCGAUGCACGACCUGAUCGUCAGGGUCCCUUUGCCGGCAGAUGUGCGAAAUCUGUCGGAGGUCCGGCCUAGCAAAGGCGACGCGAGUUACAACCCUGGGGAGAAGAUAUUGGAAUGGCACAUCCCGACCAAAGAGCUCUCUGCUGGGACGACCUACUUCGGGCUCCGAUGUACUGUGGUAGGGCCACUACCGGUCGAGGAUGAACGGGAGCUUGACCCAACCGGGUUCGGCUUUUCAUACAACGAGCCAUACCAGACCACACCUUCAUCGGUUCCAGGGAGGGAAGAUUCGGACGGCAGUGCUGGAGAGAAGGAUGCUAAGAAGGUGGCGCAGAACAAGAUUUUGAUGCCGAGUUCUGCAUCAGUGAGCUUUUCGGUGAAGGGAUGGGUACCCAGUGGGAUCAAAGUCGAAAGCAUCAUGAUCGACGCAAGAAAGAGCAAGGGGCUCGGCGAGAAUGUGAAGCCUUACAAAGGCGUCAAGUAUCUGACAGUUAGCAACGGCGGUGUCGAAAUACGGAGGACGACGGCUUCAUUCUCGCUGGCACGGGGCUUUGUCCCGAUCACUCCUUCUGCACACCAUGCACGCGAUCGGCGACAUGCUUCGACACGGGGGAAACGGCCGCGAACGGCCCUCUUCUUCCCAGGCCAGGGAGUGCAGAGAGUGGGAAUGUUGACCCCGUGGCUGGAAGCCUUCCCCGCGACCGCGAAACCCAUCGUCGAAGAAAUAGACCACUACCUGGGCUUCAAGCUCUCGGAUAUCAUCCGCGACGGGCCCAAUAAACUUCUGACACAAACCGCCAAUGCGCAACCGGCCAUCAUGGCCACUUCGAUCCUUAUCCUCCGUAUCCUCGAGCGCGAGUUUGGAUUCGAUGUCGCGGGCCGCGUCGACGUCACCCUGGGUCACUCCCUGGGUGAAUUCGCCGCGCUUGUGGCGGGCGGGUACCUCGAGUUUGAGGACAGUCUGCAUCUUGUACACAAGCGGGCCGAGGCCAUGGCGGAGGCUACCCGUCGCGCCGUCGAGGAAUACGGAGGUGAUUACGGCAUGGUGGCAGUCGUUACGGAGCCGGAAUAUCUAGAACAGCUCAUCGUUGCCGUUCGCGACUUUGUCCGCCCCAAUUCCACCCCCGGGGCCGAGGGCGAGAGUCCGACGGACCGCGCGCCGGUGGACCAGGUGCUCAUCGCCAACGUCAACAGCAAGAAUCAGAUUGUGCUGAGCGGCGAUGUGGCCAAAAUCAAGACGCUUGUGGCCCACGUACGGCAGUUUCUCGGCCACGACCCGCGAGCGGUUCGACUGAACAGCGACAGCCCCUUCCACAGCCCCAUCAUGCGACCUGCGGUGAGCGUUAUGCAAAAAAUGUUACAAGGGAAGAGCAAGGUCCGGGGCAGAGAGGGCAACGACAUCAUCACUUUUCCCGGAAGGAUACCUUGCAUCAGCAACGUGACCGCGCGGCCGUUUCAGGACAAGGCGGAGCUGGAGGAUCUACUAGCAAGACAGUGUGUGGAGACGGUAGAGUGGUGGGAUAGCAUCAAAUACCUGGACCAGGAAGAAAAGGUUAGAAGAUGGGUAGGCAUCGGACCUGGAAAGGUCGGAAGGAAUUUGGUAGGGAAAGAGGUCGGCAUGAGAGGGCGCGACUUGGUUAAGGGGGGUGGUGUAUGGGCUAUCACGGACCCAAGCGAGAUCGAAGAAGUGUUAAAGGGGCUCGAGGACACGGAAAAUGCGAUGGAAGAGGAGACGGAUAUGGACUAGACGUCAUCUUAGGUUCUUGCGCCAUCUGGAAUGUAUCAAUAGCGCUUUGUAAGGUGCCUUAGUGACAAUGUUCUCGUCGUUCUUGGGCCUCAUCUGGCGGCUCUAUAAUAUAUGCCUGU
This is a messenger RNA of Sodiomyces alkalinus F11, 3035 nucleotides long. RefSeq lists its product as hypothetical. Gene Ontology annotation, molecular function: [acyl-carrier-protein] S-malonyltransferase activity. Lineage: Eukaryota; Fungi; Ascomycota; Sordariomycetes; Glomerellales; Plectosphaerellaceae. The record is from RefSeq and is a predicted model, not a curated record. Bases 64 to 2916 code for a protein of 950 amino acids. Gene Ontology annotation, cellular component: mitochondrion. The transcript has 5 exons. Gene Ontology annotation, biological process: fatty acid biosynthetic process.